Messenger RNA from Heterocephalus glaber (naked mole-rat), 2263 nucleotides. RefSeq names its product ubiquitin conjugating enzyme E2 N (gene Ube2n). The record is from RefSeq and is a predicted model, not a curated record. NCBI's taxonomy places the organism in Eukaryota, Metazoa, Chordata, Mammalia, Rodentia, Bathyergidae.
GGGUUGGGGCGGGAGCACGGGGGAGGGCCAGGUCAGAGGGAAGCUCGUCCGCGCCGGAGUAGAGACUACAUUUCCCGAGGGGCUUUGGCGACGGCGGCGGCGGGCGCGGCGACGUCCCCCGGAAGUGGAGCCCGGGACUUCCACUCGUGCGUGAGGCGAGCGGAGCCGGAGACUCAACCAGAGGCCGAAGACGGGAUCUAACAAGAUGGCCGGGCUGCCCCGCAGGAUCAUCAAGGAAACUCAGCGUUUGCUGGCAGAACCAGUUCCUGGCAUUAAAGCGGAACCAGAUGAGAGCAACGCUCGUUAUUUUCAUGUGGUCAUUGCUGGCCCCCAGGAUUCCCCCUUUGAGGGAGGGACUUUUAAACUUGAACUAUUUCUUCCAGAAGAAUACCCAAUGGCAGCACCUAAAGUACGUUUCAUGACCAAAAUUUAUCAUCCUAAUGUAGACAAGUUGGGAAGAAUAUGUUUAGAUAUUUUGAAAGAUAAAUGGUCCCCAGCACUGCAGAUCCGCACAGUUCUGCUCUCGAUCCAGGCUUUGUUAAGUGCUCCUAAUCCAGAUGACCCAUUAGCAAACGAUGUAGCGGAGCAGUGGAAGACCAAUGAAGCCCAAGCCAUAGAAACAGCUAGAGCAUGGACUAGGCUAUAUGCCAUGAAUAAUAUUUAAGUCGAUCCGAUCAUCAAGUUUGUGUCACUUCUCCUGUUCUGCCAAGACUUCUUCCUUUUUUGUUUGCAUUUAAUGGCCACGGUCUUAAGAAACAUUACAGAAUAAAAGCCCAGACAUUUUCAGUCCUUUGGUGAUUAAAUGCACAUUUGUCGUGAAAUGUUUAAAAGCAGUGGCCCUCUGCUUUUAUGCAUUUCCCCCAUCAUGGUUUAAGUAUAAAGCACUGUGAAUGAAGGUAGUUGUCAGGGUUAGCUGCAGGGGUAUGGGUGUUCUUUAUUUUAUUUUUUGAGGGGAAAAGCAGUUUCAACAUUUUAUGGACUCCUUUUCCCCCCUUUUAUGGUGAUCUAAUUGCAUUGGUUAAAAAGCAGCUAACCAAUUUUCUAGAAUACGCUCUCUAGCCAAGUCUAACUUUAUUUAGACGAUAUAGAUGGACAAGCUGAUUGAACCAAAAUGGGAACAUUAACAAACAUCACAGCCCUCACUAAUAACAUUGUGACUUUGCUGUCAAGUGUAGAUUCUGCCCUUCAAAAAAAAGCUUGUGACCAUUUUGUAUGGCUUGUCUGGAAACUUCUGUAAAUCUUAUGUUUUAGUAAAAUAUUUUUUGUUAUUCUACUUUGCCUUUGUACAGUUUAUUUUACAGUGUUUAUUUCAUUUUCCCAAUGUGACAAUCGUAUUUAAAAAUCAAAACUGAUGGAACAUUCUGUUUUGGUCUUCACCAUCUGACAAAUAGAAUGGCAAGGGAUGGGAAUUUGCCAAUUUCUUUUCACAGAUGCAAAUUUGUGUUAAGAUAUUACUGAAUGGAGUAUUUAUAAACAGGCCCUGAGCAUGCAUAAAGCAUCAGUAUCUGACUUUUUCUUAACCCCCUAGAAAUUUGAAAUAAAUACUUUGUGUUAUCUGGUUAGGUGAUCGUAGGUGUCUUGCCACAAUGUUUGAAAAUCACUGUACAGGAGAGUUGCAGCAAAGAAAGCAGCUGUGACUGACAUCUAGGACUUUCACAUAUUUUGUGCCAGUUUUUUUUUUUCUUCUUUCCUCAAUUUUGGGUUAUGACCUUUCUUGGUUUUUGUCUGAAAACUUCAUGUAUUACCAUUGGUGUGUGAUUAGGAAAUAUCAAUCUGAUAAUCAUUUGGGGUUUGUAGAGAUAUUUGUCAAGUUUUCCUUACAGAACUAAGAGGAAAUCUCAAGCAGCUUGCGUUCAGUGUCAUCAGAAAGAUUUCUUCCUUCAAGAGCAUCAGACUUUGAGUUAAUGAGUCUUGCAUCCAUCCUUUCCUAGUAUACUAUGGGAGCUUUUAAUUCGGUUUUAGUACAUUUUUCAUGGAUAAGAGUUUCUUCCCUCACAAAACUGUUCUUUCCCACAUCUCUCCACAUCUAAGUCCCAAUUUUUGUUAUUUUUAAGUCUUAUGUAGCCAGUCAUAAAUAUGUAAAUGUUAACCUUUGGGUUGGAAUCGUUGAUUCUUACAGUUUAAGGUAAUGGAUAUUGUAGCCCAUCUGGAUUUUCUUCACUUUCAGUCUCAUAACUUCUGGAGUUUCUUCAGAAUGUGGUGUAUUUUAUUGUGCUCCUAUGUAAGAUGAAGAAUUAUCUAUUAAAAUUACAUUUUCAACAUA